Molecule: messenger RNA, 2869 nt
Organism: Gordionus sp. m RMFG-2023
Lineage: Eukaryota; Metazoa; Nematomorpha; Gordioida; Chordodea; Parachordodidae
Product: nuclear pore complex protein Nup107-like
Exons: 23
Coding region: 1-2754 (917 amino acids)
Biological process (GO): protein import into nucleus; mRNA export from nucleus; post-transcriptional tethering of RNA polymerase II gene DNA at nuclear periphery
Cellular component (GO): nuclear pore outer ring; nuclear pore
Molecular function (GO): structural constituent of nuclear pore
Source: RefSeq, a predicted model, not a curated record
AUGGAAAUUUUUGAAAAACCAAAUAAUACCAUCUUUCAGAAAUUUUAUCAAAUUGCCAAUGAUCAGUUGCUCUUUUCUACUUUUUCAAUUUUAGAUAUUAUUGCACUUUAUGAAGAUGCUUGUCUAGAAUAUAUAGAUGAAUUAAAAAUAAAUAUUCAGGACAAUUAUGCCGAUUUUAAUUUUGUUGAAGAAUCAAAACUUUCAAUUAAUAAUUUGAAAUAUGAAAGCAGAUUAUGGAAUUUAAUCUAUUCAUUAGUCGCCAGCAGAGUUAAAGAUAAAGAGGAUAAGGCUUUAAAUGCACCUCAGCUUGAUCUAAGUCAACUAUCACCAAAACAAAUAAUUGAAUACCAUUAUGAACAUGACAAUAAAUUGAGAGAAGCACAAAUAUAUUUAGAUUGGCUAGAAAAAAUUGCACUUGAGGAAGAGACUCAACAAUUAGAAAGUUAUGGAUAUACAUUCUUGGACGAGACUAAGAAAAUGUUGAAAAUGAAAGAAAACGCGUCACGCGGAGGAGAUUGCGAUGAUGAAAUGAAUGACAUGAUAUCGAACAUGGUUUCCGAAUUGGAUCCAGAUGCUCCCACUAGGCAAAAUAAAAUCUUAGCGCCUCUCGAUAUGGAGUACGAGGAUAGAUUACUCAAGCAGAUAUUUAUGUGCGUCAGAUGCGGUCAAUUCGAAAAGAUUGAAGAAAUUUGUCGCAACUCGGGUCAGGAUUGGAGGGCCGAUACAUUGAAAGGUUGGAAACUGUUUCACGAUCGCAACGUCACCAGUUCCAGAGAGGAAGAUGGUGGCGGAGGAGGAGAGGAAGAUUUUGGAGAGAACGGUGGAAUAGACGGGAAUCUCAACAGGAUUUUGUGGAAGAACGUGUGCUGGAAGAUGCAUGACGACGCGACUAACCGCGACAGCGGCUUGGAAGUCACAAUAAACCCUUACGAAUUGGCCACUUAUUCGGCCCUGUGUGGAAAUGUCAAAGGAAUUUUACCAGCCAUCAAUCAAGAACGCUGGCACGAUAUCUCGUGGGCCUAUACAAAGACCCUGAUAGAAACGAAAGUCGAAACCAUUUUGAAAAAUAAUCCUUCCGUUUAUGACUCCACGCGUAAUUUUACCCAUUCGCAAGAUCCUUCCGCUAUCAAUUUGCCCGAAGCUUUUUGGCGGCAACCGCACACUUUUGAGGAAAUCUUCGAGAUUAUCGAUACAAAGCUGCCCGACACUAAUUCGAUAAUAUAUUCAGAUAUCGAUCCAUCUGAGUGCACGUUAUACCGGCGAAUCAUAAAACUCGUCAUUUUAAACGAUUUUAAUGGUUUGUUAGCAUUUCUACGAAAUAGCUCAGCAGAAAUCCUCACGUAUUCGGAGGAUAACCUCGAUUCAUCCAAGAUCUCGAAAUCGACGAAGAGCACGUCUACCCACCUCCUAAGUGUUCACCGAUUUUUGGCUCAUCUAUCAUUGGUUCUAUCAGCUGUUUAUAGAUCCAUUUCUUCUCCCUACGAAGAGGAAGUCAUGAUAGAACCCGCGGUUUUCGCCACAACGGAUUCUUAUAUAAAAAAUCUCAUGCGUUCCGAAAGCAUUCAUUUAUUCAUCGGCUACCUCAAAUUUUUACCGGAAAUUUACCAAACCACAAGAUUUUGCUCAUUUUUAAGAGAUUUUUCUGGACUAGACUUUGAAGAUAGAAGGAUAUGCUUGGUGCUAGCUCUGGAAAAUAAUUUAAACCUGAAAAAUAUCUUUGUAGCUUUCCUAGAGGAUUCCUUGUCCUCUGCCAUGUCAUCUGAUAAUUCUAGAGAUCAACUACUGGGCGCUCUUGAUUGGAUACUCAUUCCAUCUUAUUGCGAGGAAUCGCUCCUUCAACAUUUUCCGCUUUAUUCCACCAUGAUAGCCAAUAUUUUAACGCGGAAAUUUUUACUUGGCGAUGAUAUGGAAUCGGCGAGAGGCGUGUUAUCCAAGCUUCCCAAAGAUGCCAACGACAGAAUAGCUAGCCAAUACGAAAAUGAUGUUGGAAAGGAAACUCUCGUUGAAUCGCGAUUGGAAGAGACCCCUCGUGUACCCAGCAUCGUAAAGAACAUAUUGGGCGAAAAUUUUGGAUACGCACAAUACAUCGAGUCCAUCCAUUCCUUCGACCAAUGGCUGGAACACUACCAAAAAUCUGAAAAUUUAUCUGCGAAAUUCGAAUCCUUAUUGGAUCGCGAAAAGACGAUAGUCGAUAUCGCCAUCGGGUUGCAAGAACGAGUGGCCGCGGAAACGGAACGGAAAAAUUUGAGAGCGGAGGCGGAUAAAUGGCUCAAUAAUUUUAGGAUCAAAACUGAGAACACGGCCGAAAUUUUAUUUUCCAUCGUGAAUUUCCCCACCAAAGCCGGAUGGUUAACUGAUGACGUCGAAGAUGAGUCACUACCCGACGAUAAAUUAGUUCCCGCUUCCAUUGCUAACCUCAUGUCAAAAGAUCCUGACAGAUGCUCCGACCUCUGCGCUCUCAAGCAGGAUUUAUACCCCCGAGUGGUGAGCCUGCUGGUUCAGGUACUAAGAUCCGCUAAGGCUUAUUCCGUCGCCCCUCUUUACCCCUCGGCCGAAAACAAUGAAAUCUUAGAAGGGAAUCGACACGAGGACAACGUGGACUACGACGAAAAAUUGGCUCAAGUAACGAACGUUUUGUUGGAAAGGAGAGUCUUUGUGGGUACUGACUCGACUAGAAAUGCGGGCGGAAUUACUCGAGAAGAUAUUACGGAGAGUAUAAUCGAAGAAAAUGGGUUAAUGGAUUAUGUUUCUUAGAGUAGACUCUACCUAAUUUAUAUAUAUUUUACCUCAACCCUCCUUUUACUAUAUCGAGGAAAUAAAAGUGCGAUCUCCCUUAUCCAUUCAUGUUUGUUAACCACAAAUAUAAAAA